CCCCGGGGCUGGGCUGUGCUGGGUGCAGCUGAUAGAGCAGCAGGCAGAGGGCUCGUUCUGGGGAGCUGGGGAGCCUGGGUGAGGUUGUAGCCACCAACAGUCUGAGCCACACAAAAUGCGUGAAAUCGUGCACCUGCAGAUUGGCCAGUGUGGGAACCAAAUUGGAGCCAAGUUCUGGGAGGUGCUUGGUGAUGAACAUGGGAUUGACAUCACUGGGAACUACCGUGGGGAUUCACCUCUGCAGCUGGAGCGAAUUAACGUGUACUUCAAUGAGGCUUAUUCCCAUAAAUAUGUGCCCCGUUCCAUCCUGGUGGACCUGGAGCCUGGGACGAUGGACAGUGUCCGGUCCAGCAAGAUCGGCCCCCUCUUUCGACCCGACAACUUUAUCCAUGGCAAUUCAGGUGCUGGCAACAACUGGGCCAAGGGCCAUUACACAGAAGGUGCUGAACUGAUUGAAAACGUCAUGGAUGUGGUGAGGAACGAGUGUGAGAGCUGUGACUGCCUUCAGGGAUUCCAGCUCAUCCAUUCCCUUGGUGGUGGCACAGGCUCAGGCAUGGGGACGCUCCUCAUCAACAAGAUCAGGGAGGAAUAUCCCGACAGGAUCAUGAACACCUUCAGCGUGGUGCCCUCGCCCAAGGUCUCCGACACGGUGGUGGAGCCGUACAACGCCAUCCUCUCCAUCCACCAGCUGAUAGAGAACACAGACGAAACCUUUUGCAUUGACAACGAAGCUCUGUAUGACAUAUGCUUCAGGACAUUAAAGCUCACCAAUCCCACCUACGGGGACCUCAACCACCUGGUGUCCCUGACGAUGAGCGGCGUCACCACCUCGCUGCGCUUCCCUGGCCAGCUGAACGCGGAUCUGCGGAAGCUGGCGGUGAACAUGGUGCCCUUUCCUCGCCUGCACUUCUUCAUGCCCGGCUUUGCCCCGCUGACAGCCCGGGGCAGCCAGCAGUACCGGGCCCUGACGGUGCCAGAGCUCACCCAGCAGAUGUUCGACGCCCGCAACAUGAUGGCAGCCUGCGACCCCCGCCGCGGGCGCUACCUCACCGUCGCCUGCAUCUUCAGGGGCAGGAUGUCCACCAGGGAAGUGGAUGAGCAGCUGCUGUCUGUCCAGACCAAGAACAGCUCCUACUUUGUGGAGUGGAUCCCCAACAAUGUGAAAGUGGCCGUGUGUGACAUCCCGCCGCGAGGGCUGAAGAUGGCAGCCACGUUUAUCGGCAAUAACACGGCCAUCCAGGAGCUCUUCAUCAGGGUGUCCGAGCAGUUCUCGGCCAUGUUCAGAAGGAAAGCGUUUCUGCACUGGUACACGGGGGAAGGCAUGGAUGAGAUGGAGUUUUCUGAAGCAGAAGGUAACACCAAUGACCUCGUGUCCGAGUACCAACAGUACCAGGAUGCCACUGCAGACGUGGAGGAAUUUGCGGAGGUAGAAGUGGAAGCAGAAGCCAAGCCAGAAAAGGAAGCAGAGUAAAAAGUAUCAAAACAUUCUCCUAAUGGGCCUGUUCACAUUCACUAAAGACAAAGCAAUAGCCAUCAUCUGCAUACCCAAAAUAACACAUUCCUUCAGAACUUUUUCUCUGCAUCUGGCCAAGUAUCUCUGGUAUUACAACACAGUGCUUUUGAAAUUAAGGGCAGCUCUGCUUUACUGUCUUAAACAACAGUUGACACUGAAUCUCUCCCAAAACUGAUCCACUAUGAAGACAUGUUAUGUCAUACCAGCCUUUCCUGUAAAUGGAUUCACUUUUAAAAUAUAAUCACCAGAUACUGAAUGUACUAUACAGCCACUGUGCCUGUGUAUAUAGAUCAGGAUCAUAACAAUAGCAAAACACGCUGUCAGCUUAUCACCUUUAUUUAUUCUCAGGUAAACACAGUCCCUGCUGAUCGUGAACUUGUUGCUGUUGUAGGAACAUGUGCACAUCUCUAAGGCCUCCAAGGCAGUGACUCUUUUAUCACUCCACAGACUGAUGUAUAU
Messenger RNA from Ficedula albicollis (Collared flycatcher), 1972 nucleotides. RefSeq names its product tubulin beta 1 class VI (gene TUBB1). Gene Ontology annotation, cellular component: microtubule; cytoplasm. The coding region runs from base 116 to 1471 and encodes 451 amino acids. Lineage: Eukaryota; Metazoa; Chordata; Aves; Passeriformes; Muscicapidae. Gene Ontology annotation, molecular function: GTP binding; structural constituent of cytoskeleton; GTPase activity. The transcript is spliced from 4 exons. Gene Ontology annotation, biological process: microtubule cytoskeleton organization; mitotic cell cycle. The record is from RefSeq and is a predicted model, not a curated record.